AGACGCAAACGUUUUCGAACGCGCGUGCGCGAAAAUGGUGCUACAUCUGGGAACACUUGAUCAGUCAAGUCAUUCCUAAUAUUUGUAUUUUCAGUUUGAGCACUCGAUGCAUUUUCGUAUCAGAUAUUUUUGAUUUUACUUAAAAACGAUAAAGUUAGAAGAUGGAUUACAUCAGUGAUGCAUGGGCUUAUAUCGCGCCUGUGGGAUGGUACGUGACAGCAAUUGCAAUUUCCUUUUGGUACGCUUCUCCAUACAUUUGGGAAAAAUAUAGAAAUUGGAAACUAAGAAAGGACGAACAGGAUUAUGCCGCAAAGUAUCAUAAGAAUACAGAUCUUUAUCAAGAAAGAUUGUCGGCUUUGGAAGCUUCGAGGCAAAGAAUGCAACAGAAUUAUUACGAGAAACGUAUGGCUGCGCUAGCAGAAAAAGAGUGUAAAAAAGAACAGAAUGGACAAUCUAGAUUAAUAGAUAUCAAUUUGGCGGCGGGUCAAGGACUAGAGAACAAGUCGAACGAUCGGUUCCCCGUUGGUAAUAAUAAAGCUAAAUCGGUAAAAAAAGACUAUAAUCCGUUAAUGGGAGACGGUUCCAGAGGGUAUCGACCGCCAAAGCGCAGCUGCUGCGGGAACGGUGGGUGCGGAUAAUUAAAACUAUUCCGAAACUCGAAUCAUUUUCUUUUGUAACUGUAUGUCGAUAGCAUCGAUAAUUAUUGUGAAAAGGUAAUCCUUUGUUACAAUAAAAUUCUAUACUUGUAGAGAAGUUGUUGAUAGGAUUUGAACAUUACCUUGUAUCGAACAAUUUUCUGUAGAUGUAUUCUCGUUUUAUUUUUUCGAUCGGGCAACGCGCGAUCAACACACAACGAAAGAAAGUGAAAAGGUAAUCAUCAGCGGUAGCAGCGAUUUCAUCGAAAACCGUUUGAAUAUUUUAGCGGAAGGUAAAAUUGGUAGAAGUAGAAUUUGUAGAAUUGGUAGAAUUGGUAGAAUGGUCAAGGUUUUAACGUUAUUUUUUAUUAAUAAUCGUUACCGAUACUAUAUUACGUAACGUCUCCGUAUAUCUUGUACGCCUUAUAUGUAUAUGCGGUAGUUGACAAUAAUGAUCGUUAUUUUAAAAAUUAUCUACACUUGUGCGCGCGUGUCUCUGCGUGUAUGCGUAUAUUACUGAUUUGUAUUAAUUGAUCGACGUUAAAACUGGACAAUUAUCCGUGUUUGUCUAAUAAUAAAUAAGUUAUUGCCUAUGAAAACGUUUAUCGAUAAACGUUUCUUCCUUUCUUUCUUAUGCGCUUUAUUUACAAAAUGUAAAGAAGAUUUAAGCUAAAUCACUCGUCAGCCUUCGUAUUUAGAUAUCGACUUAGGAGCUAAAAGAUGCAACUAAAAUUGUAACUUAUCGACGACUCGUAGUGCGCGGAACGUUUUAUCCACAUGGAUCGUUUGAUUCGAAAGUUAAUGAUAUGACGAUAAUGAUCGUAGCUAAUGUCGUAGCUGUAACAUAUUCCGACAUGUCUACGAUAUCGGUAACGUUCUCGGCGAACGAACGGAAAAUGUUGAUCUAUCUCGCGAUAGUCUCUUCGUAAGAGAUUUAGUUAGUCGCUAUUGGCAAGACCGAUAGACACGUUAAUGAAAUCGCUUGCGAAGCGUCGCGUGUCGCCCGUCAAAUUGAUCGUUUAAUUUAUUUCUAAGGAUACGAAUCAGUCUGGGUUAUACAUACAUAUAUGUAUAAUUUGGCAGUUUGACAAACGGAAGAAUAUCGACGUUUCUCGUUGUACUCUGUUCCCCGUUCCAAUUCUUAAUGGGUGGUUAAUUAGAUAUCGUCCGGUUGGCGAACAACCAAGUGCCC
Molecule: messenger RNA, 1827 nt
Organism: Colletes gigas
Lineage: Eukaryota; Metazoa; Arthropoda; Insecta; Hymenoptera; Colletidae
Exons: 5
Coding region: 162-638 (158 amino acids)
Source: RefSeq, a predicted model, not a curated record